AUGAAGCUGCUGGCUGUCUUGUACAUUAUCGUGGCUUUCAGGCCUGCAACGUUUGGCGACGGCAAGGGCAGGCUCAAGAAAGGCGGCUCUACACAUUCCUCGCUAUCGACUUUUAAGCUGCCAGAGGAAAGACCAGAGUCAAAAGAUCCCCCAAAGUACUUUGCAAUCGACAUUGACGGUACGCUGCUUGCCAAGAACAAGGAGGGGUGGGAGCGGAACAUCGAGGCUUUUGCCAAGGCCAGGGAGAUGGGCUACACGCCGUUCCUAUGCACUGGAAACUCCUUUGGCAGGUCCAUGUCGAAGCUCGGCCAGGAGUUUAUCGAAAGGACGGGCUACAAGGGCUACCCUGGAGUCUAUCUGCACGGGAUACAAAUAUACGAUAGUGACGGAAAUCGACUCAAACCAAAGUAUAACGUACCAACAUUUUUACUCUGGAUAAAAUCGGCAAUUUUGGUGGAUAUCAUAGGUCGGUUUAUCUGCAGUACGUUCAUGGGAAAGUGGCUGAGUAACAGCGUGUGUAGCAUCAAUAAAGCUACCGGGAUUAAAGAUCUCAUGAAGCCUCUUGGUGUUCCUCCAGAGCAGUGCGGGUUCAUUGGAAAUGACUGGAAUGAUAUCCAAGCCAUGGACUUUUGCGAUAUCUCGUUUGCAGUUGGAAAUGCGCCAGACUAUGUCAAGAAGCAUGCAAAGGUCGUCCUAGACAAAACCUGUGACGAGGGAGCAGUUGCAGAGGCCUUGAAAAUAGUCUAUGGGUUACAAAUCCCAUAG
Molecule: messenger RNA, 765 nt
Organism: Theileria equi strain WA
Lineage: Eukaryota; Apicomplexa; Aconoidasida; Piroplasmida; Theileriidae
Product: haloacid dehalogenase-like hydrolase family member protein
Exons: 1
Coding region: 1-765 (254 amino acids)
Cellular component (GO): cytosol
Molecular function (GO): magnesium ion binding; phosphatase activity
Source: RefSeq, a predicted model, not a curated record